AUGCCGAGUCUGCUGACGCGACUCAACCGCGCGAUCGGCGGCGAUGGGCAGCCAGGUGCGGGCGCUGCGACGUCAUCGGCAGAGAGUAGUGCGGCGGGCGCGGAGCCGCGGCGUGCAAUCGGUGCGUCGCUCGCGUCGCCGAGCCUCGUGUCGCUGCAAAGCACGCAGCGAUCGAUUCGGAGUCUGAACCACAAGGUCAAGUCGAUGCGCUUCGGCGCGAGGGGUGCGCGCCCGAGCACGGAGGGCUCGCGCUCGUCGUUCAUGGCAUCGCGUGCAUCCAGCGACGUAGCCGCGCCUGUGGAGACGCCCGCGCCGCCCUCGGCGUCGAGCUCGCCGCGUCCGUCGCCCGCAAAGGCAGCAGACGAGCUGCAUGCGCCGCCGCCCGUGAUGCCGCUGAGUGUGCCGUGGCUCGCUGAGCCGAAGAAAGACACGGACGAAGACGCCGACGUCGUGCCCACGAAUGCCAGCAUGACCGACGUCUCGUCCGCACCGACGUGCUCGUCGCACGUCGACACCGAGCUGCCCACCUCCCACAGCCUCUUGGGGUCCAUGCGCGGCCUCCGGCUUCGUGCGCCGCCCGCCGUGCACCGACGCAUGCCGCCGCUCGACACGGCACGGCACGAGACGCGGCGGCGCUCGUUGUUCGUGCCGAUCCGCGGGCCCCGGAGCGGCGAGCCAUCCUCUGCCACACGCGCAUGGAUCGAAUGGCGCGACAGCGUCGGAUCACCGACACGCGCGACGCGACUGCGUGCGCUGCGCUCGUCGUCGGUCCUCUCGAGCUCGUCUAGCACGCAGUCGCUCCGGACGAAUGCCUCCCUCACCGAAGAGGCCACGCCCAGUCAGCCUGCGCUCUUCGGCAUGCGCCUGCGCGAUGCCGGCGCGCCCCUGCCACACGAUCUGGAGCAGAGCGACCGCCCGCCGCUCUUAUCUCGCGAGCAGACACGGCACUUUGUCGUGCCGCGCAUCGUGACACGCUGCAUCGAGAGCCUGGAAAAGUGGGGCAUCUACGAAGAGGGCCUCUACCGCGUCCCUGGACGAUCAUCGCACGCCGCAAGGCUCCGUGCGCUGUGGGAGUCGCCCGGCACGGAUCUCGCGAUGGCUGAGAUCAGCCCGGCGGAUCUCGACGUGCAUGCGGUGUGCAGCGUAUUCAAGAUGUACCUCCGUGAGCUGCCCGCGCCGAUCGUGCCGCACGAGAUAGCCGCGGCUAUGGACCAGAUCUGUGCCGAGGAGUCCAACGACGCCGUGCUGGCCACGCGACUGGAGCCCUAUAUCCAAAGCCUGCCCUUCUACGAAUGGUACCUGCUGCGCGAUAUCACCGAGCACCUCGGUGUCCUUACCGAGCCCAAGAACGUGGAGUGCACGAAAAUGACACUCUCCAACCUCGCGCUCGUUCUAUCGCCCUCCCUCCAAAUCUCCAGCACCCUCACCAUGACGCUCGUGCGGUGCCGACCUAGGCUGUUCCACGAACGUGCACGACCGACCCAGCCCGACAAGGCAUCCCCACCGCCGCUGCUGGAUAAGCCUCAGCCCGCUGUACAUGGCGCGCUGGUCGCGCAUGCAGGUAUCGGGCCCCGCGCCCCACAGCCAUCACCCGUGUGUGAGGAGGCGGAGACCACAGCGCCAGCCGCCCAAGUGGACAAGAAGGAGGCGCCACUCCCUGCCCAUCCCAGCGAGACGGGUAAGGACAGCCUGCGCGAUACCGAUGCAGAAGAGGCCCUAUUUCUCGACCCAGAUGCUCACGAGAACGCAGAGGAAUGGCACCCUGCCGACUUGUCCCAGGAUUCGAUGCAAACCGUGCAAGAGGUCCCAGCACGGGCCUCCACGGACAUCACGUCGCUUCCCAUCGCCCAGCGAUUCUCUCGACCACGAAGCUCCCUCCUUUCUGACGCAUCCAUUCUAUAA
Messenger RNA from Malassezia restricta, 1902 nucleotides. RefSeq names its product RhoGAP. Gene Ontology annotation, molecular function: small GTPase binding; GTPase activator activity. The record is from RefSeq and is a predicted model, not a curated record. The transcript has a single exon. Lineage: Eukaryota; Fungi; Basidiomycota; Malasseziomycetes; Malasseziales; Malasseziaceae. Bases 1 to 1902 code for a protein of 633 amino acids. Gene Ontology annotation, biological process: small GTPase-mediated signal transduction.